CACACGAUGGCGGCGCCCAUCUCCCGCGGCCUGUGGCGGCUCCGGGUCCUGGGGCUCGGUUGCCGGGGGCUGCGGGCGGCGGGCGGCGGCUCCCGGGGGGCGGGGGCGGCGGGGCUGCGGGCGGCGGGCGGCGGCUCCCGGGGGGAGGAGGAGGCCGGGUCCGGGGCCUGCGCGCUGGGCCUCGGGCUGGGCGCGGCGGCGGUGGCGGCGGCGCUGCUGCUCCGGGCCCGGGACCAGGAGCGGGGACCGGGCCCGGGACCGGGCCGCAGCCUCGGCCUCUCCGCCCUCCUCCUCCCCACCGUCCGCGCCGCCCGGCCCGUCCCCCCCGACAGCCCCCGCUUCAGGUUCAACUUCAUCGCCGAUGUGGUGGAGAAAACGGGCCCGGCGGUGGUUUACAUCGAAAUCCUGGGCAGGCACCCCUUCAGUGGCAGGGAGAUGCCAAUCUCCAACGGGUCGGGCUUUGCCGUGUCCCAGGACGGUCUGAUCGUCACCAAUGCUCACGUGGUGGCCAACAAGCGGAGGGUGCGGGUGAAGCUGGCCAACGGAGAGGUGUACGAAGCCACCGUUCAUGCUGUGGACCAGCUGGCUGACAUCGCCACCAUCAAAAUCAACCCCAGGGAACCUCUGCCCACACUCGCGCUGGGAGUCUCUUCAGAGAUCCGACAUGGAGAGUUUGUGGUGGCCAUGGGCAGUCCCUUCGCUCUGCAGAACACCAUCACGUCUGGCAUUGUCAGCUCUGUGCAGAGGGGAAGUCGGGAGCUUGGCAUGGGGCACUCGGACAUGGAAUACAUCCAGACAGAUGCCUCCAUCGACUUCGGAAACUCCGGAGGUCCACUGGUCAACUUGGACGGGGAAGUGAUCGGAAUUAACACCAUGAAGGUGACAGCGGGAAUCUCGUUCGCUAUUCCAUCGGAUCGUGUCCGACAAUUCCUGGUGGAGUCGGAGCAGAAGAAAAAGUCAUGGUUCUGGUCGGACACCAAGCGGCGAUACAUCGGAGUCAUGAUGCUGACCCUCACCCCCCAAAUCCUCAGUGAACUGAAGCAGCGUGAUCCCAGAUUCCCGAACAUUUCCUACGGAGUUCUGAUCCACAAGGUCAUCAUCGGGUCACCAGCCAACCUCGCGGGGAUGAGGCCGGGCGACAUUAUCCUGGAGAUCAACGGGCAGCUGGUGAAGUCGGCUGAGGAUGUGUACCGGGCGGUGCACCGGGAGACCUCGCUCACCGUGGUGGUCCGCAGGGGGGCCGAGGAGCUCAUGAUCAACAUCGUGCCGGAGACCACCGAGUGAGGGCUGGGCCGGGGAUCCGGGACCACCGAGAGAUCCCCUGCCCGGGACCACCAGACACCGAGGGAGACCCUCGUCCCGGGCUGCACCUCGGUCAAUACCCACAGACCCAACGUAGGGGUUGUGGGUCAGUCGGCAAGGUUGGGGGCAAGGGAAAGGGUCGGGGGUCAGGCACAGGGGUGUGGGGCUGGGAG
Messenger RNA from Pristis pectinata (smalltooth sawfish), 1475 nucleotides. RefSeq names its product serine protease HTRA2, mitochondrial-like. Bases 7 to 1284 code for a protein of 425 amino acids. Gene Ontology annotation, biological process: proteolysis; programmed cell death; positive regulation of apoptotic process. NCBI's taxonomy places the organism in Eukaryota, Metazoa, Chordata, Chondrichthyes, Rhinopristiformes, Pristidae. The transcript has 8 exons. Gene Ontology annotation, molecular function: serine-type endopeptidase activity; protein binding. The record is from RefSeq and is a predicted model, not a curated record. Gene Ontology annotation, cellular component: mitochondrion.